UGUGUCGUCGAGCGAGCUUUGUUGUGUGUCGUCAGUGUGUGUCGUCUGGUGCUGCCGGAACGUCAAUUUGCUCAUUUGCUGAGAAGUUAUAUUUGUCUGGAUAUGUAUCUGGGUUCUUUAUAUCUAUACGCUUAUUGGUUCCUCCGACCUCUGAUUAAGUGGUUUCUCAGAAAGACAACGAAGUUAUGUGAACUACAAAGAGUGUGCUAUGGUGAACCUAGCGGCGCUUCCAGAACUCUUGGGGUAGAAUUUUCCCUGACACACUCAAAAACGCCGCAGAUUCAAGAAGUCAUCAGAUAUUUGAAUGAAAGAAGUGAGAACCUGGAGUUUAUAGGAAAGCAUACAAAGACUAAUAUUGAAUUUGCAGUUGUGACUGUGUUACGAGUUAAGAAGAUUCAUCCUACUAUCCAUAACCAGUUUAUCAAGUCAUUUGGACGCACAGUGGAACAGAUAUGGGGCUAUAAACAGCUCAAUGUAGAAGUUGAAGAACUGAGGCGAACUGCUUAUGAUUCCUCCAACCCCCAACAUGAGGAGAUGUUGCUUGGGUUAUGGCAACGACUUAAUCCAGACACUCGUUUAGAGGCUCGAGUGACUAAACAAUGGCAAGAUAUAGGAUUCCAGGGUGAUGAUCCUAAAACUGACUUUCGAGGAAUGGGUAUGCUAGGCUUACACAACUUAUACUACUUUUCUGACCAUUACCAAAAAGCAUCACAACAUGUUUUACUACACUCUCUUCACCCUGUCAAUGGAUAUGCAUUCGCGAUCGUGGGAAUUAAUCUGACUAGUCUAGCUUACCAUCUACUGCAAGACGGAGCAGCCAAAUCUCACAUAUUUAAUUUUGCCAAAGGCAGCCCUGUCAUGAGGCAUUUCCAUCAGUUAUAUUGUUACUUGUUCUGUGAGUUUGAUAGGUUUUGGUUUGAUUCCAAACCAAAAGACAUAAUGGAUUUUGCUAGAAUAAGAGAUGAUUUUGAGACCUCCAUUAGAACCAUUCUUGCUAAUCCCCACACUGUGUUCAGAAUUAAUAUGCUUGUUGAUACAAUUUAAAUCCAAAUUGUUGCUAAGACAUUUAAGGUAUGUUACCCAUUAAUUAUUUAUUUUAUUUUAAAGUGUUUUAGGUAUAUUUUAUUUCUUUAUUAAUAGAUAAAAUCUGACUCAUGUCAAAUUUUCUCAGGGACCAUAAUCUCUUUACCAAUUAAUUACAUUCUUCUUUCAAAAGUAUGUUUUAAGAAAAACCAUAUGCAGCAUACUGUGACAAUGUGCUCCAAAUUGGGUCCAAAUGGCACAGUAUAUUUAUAAACACUUCAACCUGAGCCCAGAAAACUGAUUUCAUGAUUGGCAAGGUUAAGAGGAAGUUGCACAAAUUAUGUUUACACCAAGGUCAACAAUGUUAUGUACAUUUAUUACAGCACAAAUAAAAAUGAAUUUGCCAAAAAA
Thrips palmi is the source of this 1434-nucleotide messenger RNA. Its product is annotated as ELMO domain-containing protein 2. Bases 103 to 1044 code for a protein of 313 amino acids. Gene Ontology annotation, molecular function: GTPase activator activity. The record is from RefSeq and is a predicted model, not a curated record. NCBI's taxonomy places the organism in Eukaryota, Metazoa, Arthropoda, Insecta, Thysanoptera, Thripidae. The transcript has 2 exons.